AUGCCUCAGCUAGCCCUCGCCGAGAAAUUAAAUCAACUCUAGAUCAACUAUUAGCCAUAAAGACAGCAUCCCCUUAAGAGAUCAAUCGAAGGAGGAUUCUAAAACUAGCAAUUUCCCUUUAAAGGAGCUGUUAGAGUCCCAGUCCAUGGCAAGAGAGUAAGCGAGAAUAAAUUUGUGACUCAUUUGGGAGGAGCUUCAUCAGUUAUCACAACUGCUUCCUCUUCAACCAACCACUCACUUGUUAGAAGAAGCAAAUCAGUACCUAAGAUUCGCCUUACACUUAAGCAAACUUUGCUCAAUGACUAUGGCCAGGACAUCCACUUCCAUCUCAAGGGAUUAGAGAAAUCAGUAGACCAAGAAGGCUUCUUAAGUAUACAUCAGAUUUAAGCAGAUUACAGAGCCAAAAUGGUUGAUUGGAUGCUAGAGGUCCUCACAACAUUCAAAAAUUCUGAUCAAACCUAUUUCCUAGCAGUAAAUCUGAUGGAUAGAUACUUCAAAAAGCAAACUGAACCCCAGCCUUCCUCUGAACUCCAUUUGACUGGUAUUUUGAGCAUGUUUAUCGCUUCAAAGUAUGAGGACAUUGUUCCUCUCAUGAUGAAAACAGUAAUUAACAAAAUCGGGCACAGUAAAUUCGAUUUGGCUACAAUUCAAGACAAGGAGCUCGAAAUGCUUCAAAUGCUUCAAUAUAAAAUCGGUUCUCCCACUAUUAAAGAGUUCCUAGACAGAUUCUUAGUAGAAAUUGGAGAGUCACUUCAUAAAACAGAAAAUUUAAGUAGAUAACUAAUGUGCUUAGCUAAAAUGACUUGCUUCUCUUACGAGAUGCAACAAGCACCAACAUCACUCAUGGCUGCGAGCAUUCUCACGCUAGCUCUCAGACAUGGAGUGAUUCAAGCAGGCAAGGCAGACGUUGAAACCCUGAUAGCCAAGAUCUCCGCCUUCGCUGAUCUAAGCAUGACCGAUGUCAACGAAAAAGUGAUGCAAUUACUUAAAUUUAUAAAGACUUUCGAUGCCAUAUAUCCCAACCUCAGAAACUUGAGGUAGAUCUAUGGAGAGGAACUUAAGAGUUUCAAAUUUUACUAAACAUAGAACACAACCACUAUGAAGAUUCAAAACGGCCCUUCAUAUUGA
Messenger RNA from Stylonychia lemnae, 1128 nucleotides. The record is from the annotation of a GenBank genome assembly. Lineage: Eukaryota; Ciliophora; Spirotrichea; Sporadotrichida; Oxytrichidae.